UCUUAAGACGUUUUGUGUGGACCAUGACAGUAUUAUAAGGAUUCACAUCCCUUUUCAGACACAGGAAAUUAAGUCAGAACCAAACAAAGAUCUCUUUGAUAAGGGCAGUGCUUGUAUUGAAAAUACAAAGAAAACUAUUAUACAAAAUAAAACUACUGUCAGUCCCAUGAAUCUGAUAGAUGAUGAAAUUAAUUCCAGUGAGGAAGCAAUGAGUGAAGAGAGCGAUGAUCACUCGAUGAAAGAUGAUGAUGAUGAUGAUGAUGAUUUGUAUGUACCAAGUGAUGAAGAGCUUGAAACAGAUGACGAUGAAGUUAGCAUGAGUGGUGAGGAAAGUGAUGAUCCUUAUAAGCCUGGAGAUGAAGGAUAUCAACAAGGAAAACGGAAAUGUGGCAAGUUUAUCGGUAAAACAAAAAAAAUAUUUAAGAAGCAUCAGGAAGGGCGUAGGAAGCACAGAAAGAUGGAAGCAAAACAAAAUGGGGAGAAAAAUAAAAUGCACACCUGUAAGGAUUGUGAUCUGAGUUUUCCCACGUUGUCAGGUUUGAGAGAUCAUAAGAAAGCUCACUCUUUUAAGUGUUCAUACUGUGAAAAGGAAUUUAAAAGUAAACGUAGCUUCAGAACCCAUGAAAAGACACAUCCUGAAGCCCGUAAUUUUCUUUGCAGAUACUGUGGAAAGAACUUUACCUUAAGUCAGUCAUGGAGAUGGCAUGAGAAAAAUCAUGUCAAAAUUUUGCCUCCGGAAAAAACAUAUUUGUGCCACCUUUGCGGUAAAGAUUUUGUGAGAGGGGUUUAUUUGCAGAGGCAUAUUAGACUUCAUACUGGUGAAAAACCUUUCCAGUGUAAAACCUGCACAAAAUCUUUUGCUGCUCCUGGUGCAUUGCAUCGGCAUAGUUUAAUUCACAGAGGUGAAAAACGACAUCAUUGUAACUUCUGUGAGAAAAGAUUUGUACAAAAAGGGGCUUGUACCAGACACAUGAGAGUACACACAGGAGAGAAACCUUACAAAUGUCAUUACUGCGAUGAGGCCUUUUCGCACAAUGUCAGUCGUAAAACGCAUGAAAAAUUGCACAAAAAGUGUGAAGAAGAGUUUUCAGUUUAAACAACAUUUCUCUGAUAAUAUUGUGGCUUUAUUUUAGAAGUUGAUUAUUUUAUUUAUUUUGCACUGACUCUAAUGCUUGAAAGUGUAAGAUUUCCCUGCUAAGUACUUCAUGCAUUUUGUUGCCCAGGAUCACGCUCGUGUAACUUGACCAAAUCCAACAAUGCCUAGAAAGUGGCUUGCUUUAGAGGUUAGUCCAUAUGAACCGUUUUUUCACCUGAAAGUAAUUUUGUUGAAGAGAUUUAUUUUCCUAGCCGUGUGAUGGAAUAAGGGAUGCGUACAGAGCAUCAAACCAAAGCCAAUUGCUUAAAAUUUCUCAGGAAUUUCUAAGCAUACUGUAGUUCAUGCAAGCUAUGUUGAAAAGUUGUUAUUAGCAUUUCCUUUUUUGUUUUUAUGUUGGUAAUUACUAAGGUGAGUGUAGCGAGAAUUCUAAUAUAUCGACUAAUAAUGGAUUAUUUUCUUUCCCGGGAAAGGCUUAGCAGCAUAAUUACAGAGAGGAAUGAUUAGGUUUGUGUUGCUGAUGCUUCCAGAUAAGCCUUUUUUAUUUACUUAUUUUCGUCUGUUUGUUUUCUGUUUAUUGUUUAUACAAUCGCUUAGUGCCUGGUCAUCAGAUAUGAACCUGAAUCCAAUAUAAAACCUUUCUUAAAUGAU
Messenger RNA from Lingula anatina, 1744 nucleotides. RefSeq lists its product as uncharacterized. Gene Ontology annotation, biological process: regulation of transcription by RNA polymerase II. NCBI's taxonomy places the organism in Eukaryota, Metazoa, Brachiopoda, Lingulata, Lingulida, Lingulidae. Gene Ontology annotation, molecular function: RNA polymerase II cis-regulatory region sequence-specific DNA binding; DNA-binding transcription factor activity. The record is from RefSeq and is a predicted model, not a curated record.